GGCUUCGGUGAUCCAGUUCAGCUCUUUGCCCUUCCUUAUGAUUACAAAGGAAAAUAGAAAACUAACAGGACUAUCACCAUCGGAAAUUUCACGGCAGUUUAAAAACUUAUUUCUGUUUAAAAAUGUCGUAUAAGGUCACUGUCAAAAACCUGCAGGAAAACAGAAAAAAGGAAGUUGAAAUCGCGUCACACAGUUUGCGAAGGGCCAGGGCUUUGGGAGGGAGCCUCAGUUUCUCUGCGGCCAAUGGAGUCUUGGAGAACCCCCAGCCGGGCCGGUUCCGUGGGAACCCACCACGCAGCCCCUCGGCCUCAUUGGGGCCUGCUUGCGCAGGCGCAAGGGACGGCGUCAGCGCAAGGGGGCGGAGCUUCUGGAAGGAGCUGUUGUCUUUCAGCCUUCGGUGGAGAGAGCGGAUGGGGAGACCAGCAGCCUGGAGACAGAGUCGGAGGCGGAGCGCUGCAGCCAUGCAGGCGGCAGAGGCGGACGCAGGCACAGGCAGGAUGGCUGGCGGCGCUGAAGGCCUGGGCAGCCAGGGGGGCAGGGGUGUCAUGGGGAGCAAGGGCGGCCCUUGCAGCGGGGGUGCUGCUGCCGCUGCAGACAACGGAGCUCUGUGUGUCGCGCCGGCACAGCACUCUCUGGGACCGGGCGGACACCCUGCACCCACGGCCAGAAGGCCGGGAAGCCGGCCACACGUAUUCGCCCUAAGUGUGCCUUUCCCGUCCACCUUGGAGGCGGAGAUAGCCCGUGGCUCCCUGGCCCCAGAUGCCGAACUGCACCAUGGGACUGUUGGGAAGGAGCUCACAGUAAGCGGCAGCGUCCUGGCGGUCCACUGGAGAGCUGAAGAUUCCCACCUCCUCCAAACUUCCAUCGUCUCCUUUCUUGACCAUCUUUCUCUGGUGAUACGGACCAUGCAGCGCUUUGGGCCCCCUGUUGCACGCUAAGCCAGGGCUAGAGAAGGGGAUUAAGGUCUAAACUUGUGCCCCUUCCUAGACAGUGCAUCCCUCCUAGGGCAGAGAUUCCUGUAGUAGUUGCCGCUUUAUUAUGGGGUCCUCAUCUUUUGCCUCUACUGGCCCUUGGGUGCUGAGGGUUCACUUGUCCUGUUGGGUGCUUAAAUGUUUCUUAACUACUGAAAAUAAAACUGAGCUACG
Molecule: messenger RNA, 1145 nt
Organism: Kogia breviceps (pygmy sperm whale)
Lineage: Eukaryota; Metazoa; Chordata; Mammalia; Artiodactyla; Physeteridae
Gene: LAGE3
Product: L antigen family member 3
Cellular component (GO): EKC/KEOPS complex
Source: RefSeq, a predicted model, not a curated record